Ostertagia ostertagi is the source of this 378-nucleotide messenger RNA. The record is from the annotation of a GenBank genome assembly. Lineage: Eukaryota; Metazoa; Nematoda; Chromadorea; Rhabditida; Trichostrongylidae.
AUGCAUUUAAUUCAGCCAUUCACCGUGGAGGAUUUGGCUGCUGCCAAGAAAGCCAAAAAGAAGUCUAAGGAUCAUAAGCACAAGAAGUCCAAAAAGAAAAAGAAACGUCACUCGAAACACCAUCGCAGUGGUUCGCGUUCUCGUUCAUCUCGAAAGAAGCAUCGGGAAAGGUCCAACAGCCGAUCGAGGUCGAAGGGCUAUUUGAGGUCCAAAGAGCAGUCGAGGUCUCCGUCCAUAAGCGCCUGCCAAUCUCAUGGCUCCACCGCGAAAUCCGAAACGCAGGCUAAGGUGGCUGUUGAGAAGACACCUGAAACUUUACCACUUUCUCCGAUAUGUCCAAUUCCCGAACGGACUUCCCUUCAUGAGGUAAACAUUUAA